This is a messenger RNA of Aspergillus puulaauensis, 471 nucleotides long. RefSeq lists its product as uncharacterized. Lineage: Eukaryota; Fungi; Ascomycota; Eurotiomycetes; Eurotiales; Aspergillaceae. The coding region runs from base 1 to 471 and encodes 156 amino acids. The record is from RefSeq and is a predicted model, not a curated record. The transcript is spliced from 2 exons.
AUGCCUCCACCGUCUUCGCAGAAGGCGGAUAUUGAGCCGCCAGAUGAGAUCACAUCUGAGGCAGUUCGUGGGUUUUUGGCCGGUGCUUUUCGGUUUGGCUCCGUCUCUAUCCUCGCCCAUAUGAUCAUGAUUCUCCCUCACCCUUUCAAGUUUGCGCCCUCUUCCACAGCAGGUCCUCCACAGCACAUGCAGGAACAAGCCCAACCACGGCCGUCGCGUUUUUCAAAAGAAUUCAUUCAAUCAAGACUGUUUUAUCGCCCUCUGGAAGGCUUUUCCGAGUGGCUCUCCCCCACAGCCCGGAUCUACAGGGGUUUGACACCACAAUUCAAGGUUUUCCUUCAAAUCGCGGCAAUGACCCUGGGCGGAUGUGUCUGGGCUGAACACAGGGUUAAUGGCUAUAUUAAAACGCUUCGGAAGGUGAAACGCGCAGAGCGGCUGCAAGCGCAACGAGAGGCCCGGUAUUUGGAAUAA